Messenger RNA from Penicillium riverlandense, 2112 nucleotides. RefSeq names its product DUF2457 domain-containing protein. The record is from RefSeq and is a predicted model, not a curated record. The transcript has 2 exons. The coding region runs from base 1 to 2112 and encodes 703 amino acids. NCBI's taxonomy places the organism in Eukaryota, Fungi, Ascomycota, Eurotiomycetes, Eurotiales, Aspergillaceae.
AUGGCCCAGUCCCGUGGCGACCGUCCGUUUUCAUCAUUCCACAAUCUCUUGAAGAUGAUUCUCUCGCCCAGCAACCCGUCCACCCGGCCGACGCACGACGAUGCCGACCUGGCCGACGACGUGGAUGAACCGCCAGAUCACCGUAUCCAUCAUGCGACCACCAUGCACCCCGAAGAUGUCAUCUACACUCGUCCACCCAUUCCCGAUCGGAAGGAAUCGCUCCUCACCCGUGCCCUCAAGAGCAGCCCCGAGAUGUCUCCUACCGACCAGCAUCCUCCCUCCCUCCAAGACUCGACAUACAUGUACCGCUCCUAUCCGCACAGCAACAUCAGCGGCAUCUCCACGGCAGAGCUGACCAGCGAUGGUGGCUUGACGAGCCCGUCUUCGUCCAACACUCCCAGCCCGCCUCUACCUCCACAAAUGAUGGGCAAGCCAGGCCCAAUUCUGGGCCACAAGGAGCUUGCGCCCAAGGUGAAGGUAGUCGACACCAACGAAAACACCGUGGAAGCCAACCUCGGGCGCAAGCGAUGCAUUAGCUUCGCUUGUGGCCGCAAGACCGAACAAGAACCGCCAACCCCGGCACCUCAACCGGAAGAAAAGAAGGACGUGGCUCCUGAGCCGCUCAAGCGGCGGACUGCCCUCACCUUCGUGUGCCCCGGACGAGACUUGGCUAAAUUGCGAGACCGCUCGCCUGCAGCCACACGGAAGGCUGCGUUCCGCACGCGCUGCCGUGGUUCCCCAGCACCCGUCGGUCGCAAGCCCUCGCCAGACCGAAAUGACGCACCCUCAACAGAGAAGGCGACCGAGAUCCCGACGCCCAAGGGUGUCCCCACCAGUGGUCUAGGCAAGUUCGAGGAAUCCGAAGCUACUCGAUUUCACGAAUUCGCCAGCUCGGUUGAGGAGGACGAUGAGUGGGUGAACAAGGCGGCUGAAUACUCUCAAAAGAUCACCUUGAACGACUGCAUGAAGAAGGAGAUGGCCAUUCGACGGCUCGGCGAAGAAGCUGAAGAGGAGGCUGAGGAGGAAGACGAAGAUGUCGAGGAUGCUGCCGAUGAUGACUCCACCAUCCAUGACUUUUCUUCGGAUGACGGCAACGAGUCCGACAACGAAGCCGGCUUUGCGGAUUCAGACGAGAGCGACGACGACGAGUACGAAUUCUGGGCUCUGUCGCGCCCGACUGCGGAUCCUCCCUCCCCUGCUUUGGACAUCCUUUCUCCGCCCAUUGAACGUCGUGCCUCGAACACCUCUUGGGGCUCGAUGACCGAUGAUCACCAAAAAUGGCUCCCGUCUCCCGUGCAGCGCAUUGCUUCUGCUCGCCCUGCCAAGGUCUCGAAGAUGCGCCCGGCCACCCCCAACCUGCCAGACAGCACUGAUUUCGUUUGUGGAACUCUUGACGAGGAUCGCCCUCUCGAAGUUGCCUACAAGUCUUGCUUGGAGCAACGGCGUAUGUCGAAGCACAUCCUCAUUCCCCAAGAUAUCGACCCCAGCUUCCCCACGAGUGAUCCGGAGGAUGAGGAGGAUGAGGAGGACUGGUCGAAUGACGACCUCGAGGAGGUUGUUAUGCGCCGUGAGGACUCGAGUCGCGGCCGAGCAGAGGGAUCGGCUCGUAAGCCAUCUCCGCGGCAUUCGCCCAAGCUCCCCUCCCCCCGUCUGAGGACCAAGUCUCCUUCUCCCGAUACCAGCAAGUGGGCCGAGGAUAUUCCUCUCGCCCAGUCACCCGACGGUCUCAACAUCAGCCAUCUGGUGCAGCGGCCUCCUUUGGUGCGCACCAAGUCGUUGCCACGGACUCCUAACCCGUUCUUCACUGGGUUGGAGAAGUCGCGGCAGGGCAAUCCGCCCUGGACCGAAUCUCCCGAACGUGAGCGCUCUCGCACCCGGGAGUUGCACAUGCGCGGCCCCGUCGACAUUGUCGAGGGCCUCGAGAAGAAGCGUCAGAAGCGCAAAGAAAAAUUCUGGCGCCAACAUUGCCGCAAAGCUGCCAAAGAGCAGAUGGAGCGGCGGCCGACCCCCGGCCAUGGAGCCGAACGGAUGAAGGAGCUUGGCCUCGAAGUUGCUGAGAGGUGCAGGGCUUACGGUGUCGGUCAAGACACCCAGCUCGUCCUAUCUGUUUAA